AUGGCAUCUAGGGCUGGUUGCAAGACCAUUGCGGGAUGCCUCACAUUGCUCCAGACAUGGAUCUAUGAGUACUUUCCCGCUUUCCACCCUCAUCCUCGCCGAGAAGAUGUGCCAAACAUGACUAGGGCGGAGAUGUGGACACCGAAGAAACCAUGUCGUGAGGUGGACAGGUUGAGGGACUGCCGCAAGGUUCUUGACUCAUUGACGGAGACUCGGGUGGAAUGGACUCCCUACAAUUCUGCUGCUGGUGCGUUGCUGAAUGAUCACCCACGCACCACCGUCAUCGGGGGUAUCACGUGCUUUGAUGUUGUGGAGGUGUAUUUGUCGGAGCGGAAAUUGCGACAGAUUGGGUUCGUGCAGGCUAUUCCUCCCGCUCCUAUUAGACCAACCAAGGCUCACCGACCGGCACACGGUACCUACUCCGUGACCUUUCCUUCUUCUGCUGUAUAUUUGGAGGCAUGGAGUAGGUUCCCCUAUAGUGCCCACCUUGUUGAGCAGGGACUUCGUCGGGCUUCUGUUCCUUCAGAGGCUGAACCUAAUUACGUUGAAUGGUUCAGAGUGUGCUCGCACCCGUACAUAGCCCCAGACGAAGGGCCGACUUCCUGUCCUGGUCCUUCUCAGAGCAGAUCUGAAUACUUCCUGAAUGAAUGGACCAGUCGAUUCGCUCCAGUGGCAAGACUACCUGCUCAGCUGGCGGAUUUGAACCCUCGUCAACGACAUGCGUUAGAAAUAUACCUUAAUGAUUGUAGAGAUUUAUUUGAAGAAUGGCAAAUUUUUAAAGGGCAUGACCCUGCAUAGUCUGUACUGAAACUAUUUUACAUUAAUGAUUGCAUUUAUU
Molecule: messenger RNA, 838 nt
Organism: Amaranthus tricolor (Joseph's coat)
Lineage: Eukaryota; Viridiplantae; Streptophyta; Magnoliopsida; Caryophyllales; Amaranthaceae
Product: protein MAINTENANCE OF MERISTEMS-like
Exons: 3
Coding region: 1-798 (265 amino acids)
Source: RefSeq, a predicted model, not a curated record